AUGAUGAAAAUGACAAUUGGAACAGCCGCCGCCGGCGACGGUGAAUGGGAGCUCCGACCUGGUGGCAUGGUUGUUCAGAGACGAUCAGAUGAUAGCUCCAACGUUCCACGUGACAUCCAUGUUCGGGUCAAAUUCGGGUCGGUCCAUCAUGAGAUCAGUAUCAACUCUCAAUCUACUUUCGGGGAAUUAAAGAAGAGAUUGUCUGUUAAGACAGGAGUUCAUCAUCAAGACAUGAAGAUUCUAUACAAAGACAAAGAAAGAGAUUCUAAAAUGUUUCUUGAUCUUUGUGGUGUCAAAGAUGGUUCGAGACUAGUUCUCAAAGAAGAUCCAAUUUCUCAGGAGAAACGUCUCCUUGAGAUGAGGAAACUGGUCGUUAAAGAGAAAGCUAAUAAAUCAAUAUCCGACAUUAGCUUCCAAGCCGAUAGACUCGCCGGGAAACUGUCGGCGUUUGAGGUAGUGAUUGGUAAAGGAGUGAAAGUUGAAGAGGAGAGUCUGGAGAGUUUGCUGGAGAUGUUGAUGAACCAGUUGGUGAAGUUAGAUGCAAUUCUAUGCGAUGGAGACAUAAAACUAAAGAAGAAGAUUCAGGAGGAAAGAUUACAGAAGUACGUUGAGGCACUUGACGUAUUGAAGGUCAAGAACUCAUUGCAACCGCAAACGCAACUGAAACCACAAACACAACCACAACGCAAGGAAAGAGAUCUUGUGACAUUUGAGGAGGAAACGUCGAGAAAAUGCGCGGCUCCCUCGCCAGAUCCUCCGGUUAUUAUAACCACGAGAUGGGAAACGUUUGAUUCCAAUUCCACCUCUGCGGCCAAUGCUAAAACGGCUAAGCCGCUCCAUCCAAAAUUAAAUUGGGAAUUAUUUGAUUAA
Eruca vesicaria subsp. sativa (arugula) is the source of this 870-nucleotide messenger RNA. Lineage: Eukaryota; Viridiplantae; Streptophyta; Magnoliopsida; Brassicales; Brassicaceae. The record is from the annotation of a GenBank genome assembly.